Messenger RNA from Kogia breviceps (pygmy sperm whale), 752 nucleotides. The record is from RefSeq and is a predicted model, not a curated record. NCBI's taxonomy places the organism in Eukaryota, Metazoa, Chordata, Mammalia, Artiodactyla, Physeteridae.
AUGGGCAUCCAGGGCAUGGAGCUGUGCGCCAUGGCCGUGGUGGUACUGCUGUUCAUCGCCGUCCUCAAGCAGUUCGGCAUCCUGGAGCCCAUGUCCAUGGAAGACAGCAGCGACAGUGAGCUGGAGCUGUCCACGGUGCGCCACCAGCCGGAGGGGCUGGACCAGCUGCAGGCACAGACCAAGUUCACCAAGAAGGAGCUGCAGUCCCUCUACAGGGGCUUCAAGAAUGAGUGCCCCACGGGCCUGGUGGAUGAAGACACGUUCAAACUCAUUUACUCUCAGUUCUUCCCUCAAGGAGAUUCCACCACCUAUGCGCACUUCCUCUUCAACGCCUUCGAUGCAGACCGGAAUGGGGCCAUCCGCUUUGAGGACUUUGUGGUCGGUCUCUCCAUCCUCCUGCGGGGAACAGUCCAUGAGAAACUCAAGUGGGCCUUUAACCUUUACGACAUUAACAAGGACGGCUACAUCACCAAAGAGGAGAUGCUGGCCAUCGUGAAGUCCAUCUAUGACAUGAUGGGCCGCCACACCUACCCCAUCCUGCGGGAGGAUGCGCCCUUGGAGCACGUGGAGAGGUUCUUCCAGAAAAUGGACCGGAAUCAGGACGGGGUGGUGACCAUUGAUGAGUUCCUGGAGACCUGUCAGAAGGACGAGAACAUCAUGAGCUCCAUGCAGCUGUUCGAGAACGUCAUCUAGGACGCUUGUGGGGGAGGGGUGUCCCUGAGUGGCUGUUACCGCCUCUGCCCCAAAGAUGC